This is a messenger RNA of Diceros bicornis minor, 5058 nucleotides long. It is a transcript of the gene GMPR, whose product is annotated as guanosine monophosphate reductase. Gene Ontology annotation, molecular function: GMP reductase activity. Gene Ontology annotation, cellular component: GMP reductase complex. Lineage: Eukaryota; Metazoa; Chordata; Mammalia; Perissodactyla; Rhinocerotidae. Gene Ontology annotation, biological process: nucleotide metabolic process. The record is from RefSeq and is a predicted model, not a curated record. The transcript has 9 exons. The coding region runs from base 41 to 1084 and encodes 347 amino acids.
CUGGCUGCAGCCGCGCCGGCCGAGCGCGCCGACCGGCACCAUGCCCCGCGUGGAUGCAGACCUCAAGCUGGACUUCAAGGAUGUCCUGCUCCGACCCAAGCGAAGCAGCCUCAAGAGCCGAGCCGAGGUGGAUCUUGAGUGUACCUUCACAUUUCGAAACUCGAAGCAGACCUACUCAGGGAUUCCCAUCAUUGUGGCCAACAUGGACACCGUGGGGACAUUUGAGAUGGCAGUGGUGAUGUCACAGCACUCCAUGUUUACAGCAAUUCAUAAGCAUUACACCCUGGGUGACUGGAAGCUCUUUGCCGCUAAUCAUCCAGAAUGCCUGCAGCAUGUAGCCGUGAGUUCGGGCAGUGGGGACAGCGAUCUGGAAAAGAUGAGCAGCAUCCUGGAAGCUGUGCCGCAGGUUAAGUUUAUUUGCCUGGAUGUGGCCAAUGGGUACUCAGAACAUUUUGUGGAAUUCGUGAAACUCGUCCGUGCCAGAUUUCCAGAACACACCAUCAUGGCAGGAAAUGUGGUGACAGGAGAGAUGGUAGAAGAGCUUAUUCUUUCCGGAGCAGAUAUAAUCAAAGUGGGAGUUGGACCAGGUUCUGUGUGCACCACCCGCACCAAGACGGGGGUAGGCUACCCCCAGCUGAGUGCCGUGAUGGAGUGUGCAGAUUCUGCCCACGGCCUGAAGGGGCAUAUCAUCUCCGAUGGAGGCUGCACGUGUCCAGGAGAUGUCGCCAAAGCCUUUGGAGCCGGAGCAGACUUUGUCAUGCUGGGAGGGAUGUUUUCAGGCCACACCGAGUGUGCUGGAGAGGUGAUCGAGAGGAAUGGGCAGAAGCUCAAGCUCUUCUAUGGGAUGAGCUCGGAAACGGCGAUGAAGAAGCACGCGGGAGGCGUCGCCGAGUAUAGAGCCUCUGAGGGCAAGACUGUGGAAGUGCCUUACAAAGGGAGUGUAGAAAACACUAUUCUGGAUAUUCUUGGGGGACUGAGGUCUACCUGCACCUAUGUGGGAGCCGCCAAACUCAAAGAGCUCAGCAGGAGGGCGACGUUCAUCCGGGUGACCCAACAGCACAACACCCUGUUCAGCCAACCUUGAAGAUGAGGUGACAGCUGGCUCGUGGAAGCUUCCACGCACACCUGCUUUCCCAUCUCCUUCCUCCUGUUACAUCAGAGCUUCGGGCUGCUCCUGAAUGGUGGAAUGCUGCUUCUUCCUACCCCUCCUGCCGCCUGGAGGCUUUGGGGCUCCCCCUGGUGCCUUCUGGGGGCCCAGAAGCAGGGCACUGAGAGGGUCAGUGGUCAGAGCCCAGCUGCCCGGAACUCAUAACCACAUUGUUACAACCAAUACUCACACCUUUUUCUUUCUUUUUUAAAAAGAAAACGGUUUCACUUUAAUAUAAUGCUAUUAUCUUAAGACUUGCUUGAGUGCUGGAGUUUGCAUUUGCAGGAACCAAGUGGUAGGGGGAGCUGGGGGUUUUCUACCUCCUUCCCAGACAGGCUAGUGGUGAGCCGCUCUUGGCUGUUAGCCAUCAAAGCACCUUGGGAGGGGAAGAGCGGGGAGGAUCCGGGAAGCCAGGCCAGUCAGGGUAACUGGCAUCCCCUCCCUCCAGCUUUUGGUUGCUGGCAAAGAACAAAAGCGAUUGGCUGGACAGAGGAACUUGAAGAAUUGGUUUCCUGCAGAUACUCACAAGGUGUGGUGACAUGUUUGCACCAUCUUUGUUACAGGUGCCUUUUGGGAACAGGUCAUCUGUCGCUACCAGUUUGGUGCUCCUGGGAAGCUGUGCCUGUCCCCAUCCCUGUUCUUGUCCUGGUUUUCAUUUAGUUUUGCUUUCUUCCAUCUCUUCGUGUCCCUUCUCAGUCCCAACUUGUCAUUCUCUCUUAAAUAGAUUACCCAUCAUUUUGCACUUCCACAGGAUGUUUCAUUGAAAGGUUAUGCACCAACACAUUAGCAGGCAGAGUCCCACUGAAAAACAAAAAAAACAGCAAACACCUUGACCAGUGACUUCCUAAAAGGCAUUGGUUUCAACUGUGACUUAGAACCGUUCCCUUGUCCUGGUGAUGAAUGCUUUCAAGGAAGGACCAGAUGGUCCUACUGUAUAACGGUCAAUCCAUCAGUUCAUUGACUGGUAACAAUGAUAUUCUCUUGGAGAAGGGACCCAUGGCCUUGGCAGGAGUCCUACAGCCGUCUGCUGUGACACUUGUUUAAGCAGUGAACACGGAUGAAUUAGUGAUGGCAGGCCACUUCUUUUGAAGCAUUUGUACACAGACCAGGGUGUUUUACUUUACAGUCAUGCGCUGCUUAACGACGGAGAUACGUUCUGAGAAGUGUGUCUUUAGGCGAUUUCGCCCUUGCGCGAACGUCACAGAGUGACUGACACAGACCUAGAUGGUGUAGCCUACUACACACCUAGGCUGUAUGGUACUGAUGUUAUGGGACCACCACCAUAUCUGCAGUAUGUCAUUGACUGAAACGUUAUGUGGUGCAUGACUGUAUUUAUUUCUAAACAAGGCUGAAGAAGCAAAUACAGGAGUAAAUAUUCUUUGAAAAGGCAAGUGAUGGCCCUGGAGCAGAGAAGGGCCUCAUGGUUCCUACUGUAUACAGGUGAAUUAAUUGCCUGAUGUCCAUGGUGACUGACCCAUAUGAAGAAUCCAGCCAAACCGUCAUCACACUGGGAAAUUACAGGUUCAUUUUCAGUCUUAUAAGAAUACAUGUAAAGAUCCAGCAACUUGAACUCCGUUGUAAUACCUUUCCCCCUAAAUCCAUUAAGAAUAAUUCUUGUAGAAACAUGAAUGGCGACGCUUUUGAGAUAGGAGGGUCAACAGGAUGUUUAAUGUACAGUGAAGAUGUGGUGCUUUGCUGGAGGACCCAGCUUCUCUGUCUGUCCGUCUGUGUGAGGUGUGAGCUCCGUGCUGUUCCUGUGGAAGAUGUGUUUUACACUCAAGCCCUCAAGUUUGUUAGUUUUAAGAGAUUCUUUAUUGCAAAAUAAGGGCGAGGUGGAGGACAGGACCUAAAGAAAUCCAUUAAAAACGUACAGCAGUAGUGAGGGAACUUUGGGAUGGUGCCCUUCUCCAUCCUUCCACUUUGGUUGGGGGUCACCAGUGUCCCCUUUCUCAGAUAGGGCUCCUGUGCUACAGCCAGAGGGUGAGGGAGGGGGAUGCUGGCAGCCCACUUAGCAGCCACUGGGCAGCCCUCUCCGCAGUGAUGUAGGCCUGCUUUAUCCAUCUUGUGUCGAGACUUUGCGGACUAGCUCUUGGUUUCCACAAACCAAAGGCAGGUUCAUCCAGUUUUUAGGGAACUGAAAACUGAGUUACUGUAAAAGCCAAAACCUCAUCGGGAUCAAUUUGAAGCAGAGGCUUCACCAAAAGCAGCACUUCUGAGGCUCCAUUACCGCCUUAUAAUUCAUCUCUGCCUCCAAUAGCAAUGGCCCUGGGGGCACCUGCUCUGGAGCAGCCCACAGACCAGGUAUUAUACAGGAUGCGGAGAGGCAAGCACAGCCCUCCUGCUGACCUGCAGGCCUUUCUGUGCAGGAGUUGUUGGUGGCUGGGGAGAGGGGAAGAGCCAGAGAACCAGAUGCCGUUCUCCUUGGGGCUCCUGCUAUGCUCGUAAUGGUUUCGAGGUCUGCCCCACUGCAGCACGUGCAGCAGAGGUUUUUCCCUAAUCAGUUUGACCAGCUGAGGUAAGUCUCACAGCCACUGGACCCCAAACGUAUCAGAACCAUUAUCAUCUCAUAUUAAAACCAAACAGUAGGGAAGGCGGCGGUUCAGAUGGUUUCCCCAGACUUGCCCCCAGCACGCGACACGGCUGCCCAGACCGCUCUGGAGGAGGAGGAGGAGGAGGACCUCGGCAGCCCUUCUUGUUUGGGCUUCACGGCUCACCUAGUCGCUGCUGCUUUAGUGCACAUUCUUUCACACGCUGACAUUCACAAUACGUCAGUACCUCAACUCUUAAGUAAGUCCUAAGGGGAGAGUCCCCAUACACCUAAUCAAGAAGACAGGAAAAGGAAGGGGAUUCCCCAGUCCUCCCUGGGCUAAGUGAAAACUCUGAAUUCCACGCCGAGAGGUCUCUUCCACCUUUGCGGACCUUAAGGCUGGAAGGAUUUGAGAGCCACACGUGCAGAUGGGAGCAGGGGAGGUCACUCGAAAGACAUGGGUUCUUGAUUUACUCUCUGGGGCAGCUGCUAAGCCACAUCUUUCUGAGACCAGACACAGGGCAGAUCUGUGGUGCAGUACUCUUGAGACAAAUGGGCCCCUCCGCACGCCAGGAGACCCCUCUGCUCACUGAGUUGCCAACAGGCAUGAACUACAGGAAAUGGGAUCUUUCUACCUUCAGACCACUAACCAGUUCACAGCAAAACUGUACAUAUCGUAUUGAUGCUCCGUGAGCCCAAGAAACUGCCAAAUGCUGUUUAGAGACAAAUCUCUCUUGUAAACAGUGGUGUUCAGGUAGGAGACAUAAACAGGAACAGAACCAGCCAAGACAUCAGAUGUGGAAAUGUGCCUUUUAUCUCAGAACCUCAUCUCAAGCACAACCAAUCCUACCCUUGUGGGAAAAAAAAUUGUUAGGAAAGGCAAUGUCCUGUGUCACCACCACAAACCUACCCACUCACUGAUCACAGUGGGGGUAAGAAGGAAGAACUGCCACCAUCUUCUCAUCUUUUCUUCAAGGACCGGACACAAGGCAAGGACACAUUUUGCAAUUGGCACUGUUAUUUUAUUAGUACGAGUAUACUGAAACAAUAAACUUGUACUGGUAUACAGACAAUUUAUUUAAAACAAUUUUGUUCAAAUUUUGAAUCAAACAUUGUUUUAUUAUAAUAAUGAAAUAAUUUCUACCUAGAAAACCUGCAAGCACCAUCAAAGAAAGGGACCAUAAAAUUCAAGAAACAGACUCGAGUGUAUCCUACAAAUAGACACACCACGAUUAGAAAAUAGAAUAUGAAUUCUUCCAUUUUUUUUUUUUAAUAUUUGUUUUAAAAAAGCUAGUGCAAGUACAAUAUUUUACACUGGAAUUACAGAGAGUAUGCACGCAUAUGGAAAAAAGUUCUCCUGUCACAAUAAAAGCUCUUAACUAUG